AGAAAUGCUUGGGUAGGUAAAAUGGGUCUGCUUAAUAAAUGAAAUUGACAAAUUUAGGUAAAACAGACGAUUUUCAACCUCACAGUGGCACUAAACCGAGACAUCCAGCACAUCAUAUGUGACAAUUGAAUUUCAGGUACCUGAGCCUGUACGCCGAGUCAUUAGCCGACUUACAACACCGACAAAUCGGUCAGUGUAAAACGCAGACUGCAGGUCGUGGGUUAAAGGCAGACUGCGGGUACAUACUUUUUAAAUUUAUAUCGUGUUAUUUCCAUUUAUCGAGUGCUAACCGGAAACAGGGUUUUCAGGCUCGGUUAGAACCUGAAGGUUCAAGUAAUCGGGAUUUGACUGUUUAUCCACCGGAAAAGUGUGAAAAGCAGCAUAUGCAGUGUUACACGAAAAGAAGCAAGCUGGUAACAAACAUUUUCAGUUGUGUUAUUUCUUAAAUUCAGGAUCGGCGAAUGUGUUAGCUACAGCAUCUACGAUCCUGAGAUCUCCAUAGUCAGUUGAAAAUGAACACUGAGGUAGAUUGCCCGGUUUUGCUGUCGCCUGAUCAAAUGCCAAACUCACACUUAUGCCAACCUGACCCGACGUACAUUUGUUUUCUUCUACCUGAACGAAAAGACUCACUAUAUACCGGGAGUUCAACUGUGCUGUGACAUUUUCUCGGUCACGAUUCUGAGAAAACGAAACCGGAAGUCACUGGAUUUCCAGGAAUUAACCGCAAUGCAAAUAAUUUUAAGCAUUUCAAAUGAAAGAUCGUUACUAAAUCGCGCACAUUCUAGCCAAUUAAACUUUUAGCUCUUUGCUUUCACCUGUUGAUAUAUUUUGAAAAGUUGGGGCCUGUAGAAUCAUGGGGAAAGCAGAUCAAAAAGAAAGAAUAACAAGCUACAAAGAAGCACGCGGAUUAGCUUCCGGUCUCCAGGGCCACUCCGAUUAAUUCUCCGUCAUGCGUGAGACCUGCUCACCAGUAACACCUCGGGGAUUUUGGCGUCUUCGCGUGAUGGCUCAAAGUAGGAGCUUUUUCGACGAAGUUAAGAGGGAAUUAGAAUGUUCAGUGUGCAAGGAGCAGUUUAGUGAAAGCAACGAACCGAAAAUACUGAAAUGUCUUCACACUUUCUGCAAAUCCUGUCUGGAAGCUUGGCUGCGACAGCAGGGUGGAGAAGCGUUGAGUUGUCCAACCUGCCGUCAGAUCACCGAAUGCCCGAGCAACAACAUCAGCAGCCUUCCAUCCAACCUGUUUUACAAGCAGAUGGUGGACAUUGUUAAGGCUUACAGCGGACUAGGCCAGGAAGAUUCACCACACUGUGGAAACUGCGACGUAAGAAAGUCGUUGAAGUACUAUUGUGCUGAUUGCAAUCACUUCCUGUGUGAAGACUGCGCUAGGGCUCACAGAAAAAUGAAAGCUCUUAGUGGUCAUCAGGUUAAAGAAAUUGGGAAAUUCAAGCCUAGCGAUGCCCGAGAUUACGCCAGGAGAGCAAAUGUUUGCAAGAAACACAACGAUGAAGUGCGAUUUUAUUGUGAACAAUGCGUGAUAUGUAUUUGCCGUGACUGCGCCAUAUUGGAUCAUCGAGACCACAACAUCGUUUCGCUUGACAACGGAUUACAAAAGAAGAAAUCAGAAAUUGAGAAUAAGAUGCAAGAAGUCCAGGCAAAUGUUCCUCGUUUGAAGAGCGAAAAAGAAUUCCUCGAAAAGCAAAGAAUAAGAAUGAACAAAAGCGUCGAACAAGCGACACAAGAAAUACACAGAACGGUGGAAAGGAACAUAGAAUUGAUUCGCCAGCAUGAAGCAAGCAUGACCGAUCGACUAAUGAAGCAGAAAGAAACUUUCGAUGCUGCAUUUUCAAACACAAUGACCAGCCUGGACGAAAAACUGGUUGAAAUAGAGAGCAGCUUGGACUUUGGCAACGAAAUACUUCAACGAAAUAAUUUACCAGAGAUUCUAAACGUGGAAGAAGUGCUUGAACAAAGGUUUCAGGAACUUAUGGAGCCUUGUGCAUUUAACUUGAAGGCAAAUUAUUCCGCCGUCAAAUACGUUUCAAAUGACUUGUCGUCCCUGAAAGAUUCACCGGGGAAGUUACUCACGACAAACACUGAACCUUCGUCAACCAUGGUGGAUAGCAUGGCCCUGACAGAGGGUGCCGUACAAGGCGAAGAUUGCACUUUUACAGUGAUUACAAAGGAUUCACAGGGAAUUAAAACCUACAGUGAAAUUGACAUGGUUGAAGUUUGCAUCCAGUCUCUCCAGACGAGAAAAACCUUGGAGGCCACCAUAACAGACUCAAAAGAUGGCUGCUAUAAAGUAUCAUACAGACCUGAAGCUGCAGGAGAGUUCAAUGUUGUCAUAACAGUGGCAGGCGAAGCGAUCAAGGGAAGUCCCUUCCACUUGAAAGUGAAAGAAAGAAAGUUGAGAGGAGAAAAGAAAGCAAAACAUACGGAAUCGCCAGGUAUCUGUUUUUAAUUCUACUUUUUUUCUUUGAUUAAAUUUUUCAUCGUGCGGGGUGCAACAAGCACAUGGUUGAUGAUUUAGAUGGCUUUACAUUCCAACUCU
Orbicella faveolata is the source of this 2551-nucleotide messenger RNA. RefSeq names its product E3 ubiquitin-protein ligase TRIM71-like. Lineage: Eukaryota; Metazoa; Cnidaria; Anthozoa; Scleractinia; Merulinidae. The record is from RefSeq and is a predicted model, not a curated record.